AUGUCACUCAUCACUGACUUCCUCGUGGCCAUGUGGAACAAUUCCUGUUGCCCGGCCACUCUCGCAGUCCUCGUCAGCUACAUAGCCCUAGUCAGGGCGCUCCGGCACCGCCGCAUGGCAAAUAUCGAGGCCCCCUUCAUCAACGGCAAGAGGCCGCUAUCAAGCAUGACAGUCAGCGAAGCCCAUGCGAUCAUCACGCAGCUCCAGGAGUUGGAAUUCCCAUAUGCGUUCGGCAAGGCGCGUCGAAUGGCUCUACUGAAGGCCGGAGGAAUCCCAACAAUGUCGAAGCUCUUCGCCGUCACAGGCCAGAACAACACGCGGAAUGCGGGUCGGCGCGCUGUUGACACGGAGAUCCUGCUCCGCGAGUCGCAGUCCCAGCCUCGAGAUUCGGACCGCUAUGCAAUGGCCGUGGCGAGAAUGAACUAUCUCCAUGCCCGAUACCGCCGCGCCAACAAGAUCACCGACGAUGACCUCCUGCAUACCCUUGGCGAUGGUCUCGCCGAGAUCGUCAACGUCGUCGAGAGGGAAGAGUGGCGGGGGCUCACGGACGUCGAGAAAUGUGCGCUUGGGAUCUUCCACCGGGCUUUAGGUGAGGACAUGGAGAUACCGUUUGAUGUGCUUCCCUCAAACCCCAAAGCAGAAGCUGGAGGGUGGAAAGAUGGACUGCACUUCGCGCUGGAACUGACCAGGUGGACAAUCGAGUACGAAGAGAAAGUCGCCCGGCCGACGGCCACUAACGAUCAGUACGUCCGGGUCUACGUUGACUCUGCGCUUCCUGGCUUCCUUAGACCGGCUGUUCGACAGAUGCUGGGGGCUGAUCUGGACCAUAUUAUGAGGGCGAGUCUUGGUCUCGAACCCCCCAGCCUUCUGCUUUCCAUGACUCUACGCCUCGUCCGCACAUCACGAAAGUUCCUCCUUCGAUACCUUGCCCUUCCACGUCCCGCCAUUUUCGCCGUGAAUCUCGUACACACCACCCGAAACCCAGAAACGGGCCUGUAUAAUUUCGACAGGAAGGGCCUGCAGCCGUGGUAUAUUCGGCCUAGUCGCCGGUCCAGAUGGGGACCGGGUGCGAUGUUCGUACGCAUAUUCGGCGGGAGAAUCCCCGGUUCGUACGGAAACCGGUAUCUGCCUCAGGGAUACGACUUGAUGACCAUCGGCCCAGAGCCGCAGAGGGGAAAAGGAUUGGAGGAGAUGGGGCGCGACAUCGAUGUCAUCAAGGGCAGGGGCGUGGCUACGUGUCCGUUUUCGCAGGCGAAGUCGGGGGUUUUUACUGUGAGGAACUGA
Molecule: messenger RNA, 1284 nt
Organism: Aspergillus mulundensis
Lineage: Eukaryota; Fungi; Ascomycota; Eurotiomycetes; Eurotiales; Aspergillaceae
Exons: 4
Coding region: 1-1284 (427 amino acids)
Molecular function (GO): oxidoreductase activity
Source: RefSeq, a predicted model, not a curated record